AUGGGUGGCAGGAAUCCCGGUGGUCAUGGUGGCGUGGCUGAAAGGCAGGUAUCCCAAUGUGGUGUGGGUCCAUUGGCUGGAGGCCAGCGUGGCUGCGGGGUGGGUAUCCUGGUGGUGCAUGGAUCCAGCAUGGCCCAGGAUUUGGGGAUCCCACUGUGCAUGGGUCUGGUGCAAAGCUGUGGCUUGGUGCAGCCCAAGGGGCAGAGAGCCCAGCAGAAUGGAGCAGCAGCUCUGCAGACCUAUAGGGCGGGGAUUUGGCAGAUAGUCUACAUGGGCUGGUGUGAAGUGCGGGAGCAGGACCCCCUCCAAGACCGAGUGUACUCUCCAACAUUUCUUGCCUUAAGGGGCUCAUGUCUUUACAAGUUUCCAGCACCUCCAGUGACUACCUGGGACUGGACCCGAGCGGAGAAAACAUUCUCGGUUUAUGAGAUUAUGUGCAAGAUUCUCAAGGACAGUGAUCUGCUGGACCGGCGGAAACAUUGCUUCACUGUGCAAUCCGAGUCUGGGGAGGACCUCUAUUUCUCCGUGGAGUUAGAGUGUGAUCUUGCCCAGUGGGAAAGAGCUUUCCAAAUGGCCACCUUUCUAGAAGUGGAGCGGAUACAGUGCAAGACAUAUGCGUGUGUGCUGGAAAGCCACCUCAUGGGCCUCACGAUUGACUUCAGCACAGGAUUUAUCUGCUUUGAUGCUGCGACAAAGGCUGUACUUUGGAGGUAUAAGUUUUCUCAGCUUAAAGGCUCUUCAGAUGAUGGCAAGAGCAAAAUCAAAUUUCUGUUUCAGAAUCCAGAUACUAAACAGAUUGAAGCAAAGGAGUUGGAAUUUUCAAAUCUAUUUGCUGUUCUUCACUGCAUUCACUCAUUUUUUGCUGCCAAAGUAGCUUGUUUGGACCCUCUAUUUUUAGGCAAUCAGGCUACUACUUCUGCUGCCUCCAGCUCUGCUACUACAAGCAAAGCAAAGUAUACAACUUGACAUACUGAGCUCUGUCUUGACACUUACCAUGACUAAAUAAACCAAUAACCAUAUUCAUCAAGUAAGAAAUCUUGAUGUCAUCACAUCAACAAUGGAGACAGAUUGAAAUUUCAGCAGAAUAAGGAAGGUCAU
Messenger RNA from Castor canadensis (American beaver), 1098 nucleotides. The record is from RefSeq and is a predicted model, not a curated record. Lineage: Eukaryota; Metazoa; Chordata; Mammalia; Rodentia; Castoridae.